AUGCACACCCCUAAGUGCAGAGCCGAACUGGAUUUGAUGUUUAUUCUGGUUUUUAGUUAUUCUGGUUUCGGAUACUUGAACUGGUGGAAAAACAUCGGAGCGGAAACCAAAUCAACAACUCGGGAGUUGGAAACUCGCGACUCAAAUUUCGGAGAAGAAAUCGAAUCAAUAGCUCAGGGGUUGGAAACUCGCGAUUCAGGGAUCAGAGAAGAAAUCAAAUCACCAACUCAGAGGUUGGAAACUCACGAUUCAGAGAUCGAAGAAGAAAUCAAAUUAACAACUCAGUGGUUGAAAACUCACGAUUCAGGGAUCAAAGAAGAAAUCAAAUCGACAAACUCACAACUCAGAAGUCAGAGAGGAAACAAACGACGAACUCAUGAUUCAGGGAUCAGAGGAGAAAUCAAAUUAACAACUCAGGGGUUGGAAACUCGUGACUCAGACAUCAGAGAAGAAAUAAACUAA
Vicia faba (fava bean) is the source of this 462-nucleotide messenger RNA. The record is from the annotation of a GenBank genome assembly. Lineage: Eukaryota; Viridiplantae; Streptophyta; Magnoliopsida; Fabales; Fabaceae.